Molecule: messenger RNA, 640 nt
Organism: Pollicipes pollicipes
Lineage: Eukaryota; Metazoa; Arthropoda; Thecostraca; Pollicipedomorpha; Pollicipedidae
Exons: 3
Coding region: 32-376 (114 amino acids)
Source: RefSeq, a predicted model, not a curated record
CCGGCAAACACCGAGCGCGAAGACAACAGACAUGAAGUUCUUAGUGCUUCUCUGCUUGGUGGCGUAUGUCGCGGCGGACUCUGACAGCUAUUAUGACAACUAUAAGUACCCGUACGGUCCACCACGGUACUAUGGCAAGGACGACGGAGGAUAUUCCUCAGACUACUACAAGCCCGCACCUUACGGCAAGCACAACUAUCGCUACAACUACGACAUCUACUACCCUUGGGAACGAGCCUCUCAGAGCAAGUACGAGAGCAACUACGGCGGCCGCACCCGCGGCGGGUAUUAUGUAAAGCUGCCGUACAGCAAGGUCAACGUCGACUACGACAUCAAGCACGGUGGUCAAGGCUAUCCCAAAAAGCCCUGGUGGUAACACCGCAAGUUCCACAAUGUGGCAGCCAUUUCAUGGUGAAUCUAAACAUCCAUUACUGAUAUAAUGAUGCCGGCGGACAGAAGCAAUAGUUACCAACCAGCCUGCCGUACUCACGUACCCCGCCUGUAUCUGAUGUUCAAAAACUUAGCAAUCCUGACACUGAAUGGUUUUUGUCUUAGGUCUGUCCUACACCUUAUGCGCUCUAGUUUAAAUUCAUUUUGGUGUUGUUGGGCUUUUGAUGAUGUUCCGAAAUAUAUUACUAUC